UUCGGCUUUCAACUUUGAACACCGGAAAUUUUUUCGGCCGAGAAGCCAAUUUUAAAUUUUAAUGGCCGCUAUCUUCAGUACACUUCUUUUCCUGCUCACUUUAUCAGAAUCAUAUGUUGGUAUCUUCAGCAUUGGAGUUGGGGUCAACUAUGGACGGAUUGCCAACAAUCUUCCAUCUCCAUCGCAAGUUCCAAACCUCCUUAAAUCUUUGAACAUAAAUAGAGUAAAAGUUUAUGAUUCCGACCCCAAAGUGUUGCAAGCAUUUGCAGGAACUGGUAUUAAGUUAAUCGUUGGUUUAGGGAACGAAUUCCUUCAAAAAAUGAGUGAUCCUCAACAAGCUCAAACAUGGAUCCAACAAAACAUACAACCUUAUCUUUCACAAACUAAAAUCACAUGUAUCAAUGUCGGAAAUGAAGUUUUAGGAGCAGAUGAUGGUCAAUCAGCAUCAUAUGAUUCAUAUCUUCUUCCAGCUAUGAAGACUAUGUAUGCAGCUUUAGUUAAUCUUGGAUUAAACAAACAAGUUUGUAUAACCACAGCUCAUUCGCUUAAGAUCUUGGCAAGUUCUUCGCCCCCUUCACAAGGGGUGUUUCGCGAAGACAUGGUUGAGUACAUAAAGCCGAUUCUUGACUUUCAUUCGCAAGUUGACUCGCCUUUUUUCAUCAAUGCUUACCCUUACUUUGCAUACAAAAGUGACCCGGACAAUGUCAGGUUGGAAUACACGCUUUUUGAACCAAACGAAGGGACAGUUGAUCCAAAUACGAAUCUAAAGUAUGAUAACAUGUUAUAUGCACAAAUUGAUGCGGUUUAUUCGGCUAUAAAAGCAUUGGGUCAUACUGAUGUUGAGGUCAAAAUCUCUGAGACUGGAUGGCCUUCUAAAGGCGAUGAAAAUGAAGCUGGAGCAACAGUAGAAAAUGCAGGAAUGUAUAAUAGAAAUCUGAUGCAAAGGAUGCAACAAGGGCAAGGUACUCCGGCCCGUCCUUCGCAGCCCAUUGACAUUUACAUUUUUGCCCUUUUUAAUGAAAAUAUGAAGAACGGUUCGACUUCAGAGAGGAACUUCGGGUUGUAUUAUCCUAGUGGCACUUUGGUGUAUGACCUUGGUGUACAAAGUUAUGCACUUCCAAGAAUGGACUAUUCAUCCUCACGUAAAAAUGUAAGUAACACAUAUGUUUUAGUUUUGCAAUGCGUAUCCAAAUUCCUAAUUGCUUAUAUGAUUAUUUGA
Molecule: messenger RNA, 1219 nt
Organism: Helianthus annuus (common sunflower)
Lineage: Eukaryota; Viridiplantae; Streptophyta; Magnoliopsida; Asterales; Asteraceae
Product: glucan endo-1,3-beta-glucosidase 14
Exons: 2
Coding region: 62-1219 (385 amino acids)
Biological process (GO): carbohydrate metabolic process
Cellular component (GO): plasma membrane
Molecular function (GO): hydrolase activity, hydrolyzing O-glycosyl compounds
Source: RefSeq, a predicted model, not a curated record